GAGCUCAUUCUGCCCCGUGCUGUCGGGGCUGGGCUGGGGGGGGGCCGUGCUUCGGUUUUGUUCACGGGGGAAUCGCUGACCUUGGAAUGGCUCAUCAGCGGGAAUUGAUACCGAUAAAAGCAUCGAUCGAGAGCUCGGCAGAGCAAAAGGAGGAGCCCAAAUUCCCCCAAACGUGUGCGGGGACCCCCCCAAAAGCCGCUGACAGAAAAACCUUCCCCUGAGCCGAUAAACGCAGAGCAUCCUCAGCCCGGGGCCGGGCGCUCGCCUUCCCCGAGCGAAUUCCUGAGGAUUCUCCACGAAAGGAUGCAACCUGCCGCUUCCUUGGGAACUAGUGGCUGCCUGCAGUAAGUGAAGGCGGCGGCGCAGGGGGUGGGGAGCACGGGGCUGGUCACGAACACCGGGGGCACGCCGCGGCGUCACGGCAGCGAGCCCGGCGCUGCAGCGGAGCCGCCGCGAUGUCCCUCUCCGACCAGCAGCCCGACUACAGCCCGCUGGGCAAGGGCAAGAGCCCCGAGAGCUUCCCGGCCGCCUUCCACCGCAUGGAGCCCCCGAAGGACUUCGGCAGAACCGAGUUCGAGUGGCAGAGGACCGAGGGGAAGCUGAACGAGAUCGGCUUGAACGUGAACGCCGGGGGACCGAUUAAGGACGGGCUCGUUAAGAACGCCGGUUUCACGGAUGAGGACAAGCUCUGCUUCUUCGAGGGAAAGCUAGACAAAGAGCUAAAAAUAGCUCAGAAGGACAAAAGAGAAAUUGAGGUGCCGGGCAAGAAAUACCAGGCGGCUGCAGGUCACCUUGAGAGCUGGUCCUUGAUUUCGGAAACCUUUCCUCCUGCAGAAGGCAACUUCGGGAACCCUAAAGCCACCGAUUUCCGCGUGGGACAGGCGGCAGCCGAGAAAGCCGGUCCCGGGCUGGGUAGAAAUGAAGCCAUCACCGACCAGGAGAAAGCCGUGGGUAAGGCUGGGAUGGAGACCAAGUGCCAGCCGGAGCCAAAGCUGCCCCAUCUAUCCGUGCCGGAGAGCGAUCCCGGCAAAUACAUGAAGGAGCAGGAAAUCAGCGUGUGGAACCCCAAUUUCCAGCCCAUCCUGCCGAGCGACUCGGGCUCUAAAGAAGCGGCCGUGAAGAAAGACGGAGCCCCCGGCUAUGGUGUCCUGGGGCUGGUUAAGGACAGCCGCGGGCAGAGCGGGCUCUCUUCCCCCGCUCCCGCAGCCAGAGGGGUCCCUCCGACCACCACCGUGGAGCUGGCCCAGGACGAGUCCAAGAGCAGCGAGCUGAGCGAGAGCCCCGAGCUGGAGGAGGAGAUGGACGAGCAGCUGGGCUCGGAGGGCAGUUCGCUGGCCGGGGCUGCCCACCAGAGGAAGGCGAUGAGGCGUGCGAUGUCAGAGUGCUCUCACUUGUCGGUGCCCCUAACCCUUAACCUGGCCGAUAAAUACCCUGAGCCGGUGCUUAGAGAAGACGUCGCCACCGGGCUGCUCUCUCCUCAUAGCAGCCUGACCCAGAGCCGCAGCCCCACGGCCGGCAAGCCGAGCUCGCCCAUGAAGAGGUCGCUGACGGUGGCCGAGGAGCGGGCGGCCGCCCCGCCGAGCCCCGGCCCCGGCGCGCAGCCCCCGGCCCCGGCGCGGGAGGAGCCGGCCGCCGAGAAGCGACAGGAGCGGGACGGCGGCAGCUCGCUCAAGAAAGAGCCGGGCAGCCCGAGCGUGGUCCGCAGCAAGCUGGAGCAGAUCCCCGAGCUCGGCAGCCAGGACAAAGAGCGGCAGGAGGCGGCGGGCGAGAGGCACCGGAGGGACGGCGGCGACGGAGCGCCGGGGCUCGAUGCUGCCAAAGGCAAAGGCGCCGAGCUGGAGCCCGGCAAAACGGCUCCUCCGGAGAGGAAGGAAAUCGAGGUCAGCAGCGUGCAGAGCUCUCCGUCUCCCAAGCAAGGAGAUUUCCCAAGUGAUGCCAAGCCAGAGGAGGCCAAAGCAGCCGAGGCCGUGAGUGGGAACGACAUCACAGCUCCUCCCAACAAGGAGCUCCCACCCAGCCCUGAGAAGAAGACCAAGCCUGCUGCAUCCACCUCCACUGCCAAGGCGGCGAAGGCCAAGGCCUCGGCCAGCAGCAGCCCCAAGCGGCCGAGCUCGGCCACCCCGGGCACAACCAAAAAGCCCACGAGCCCAACUGCAGCUCCUGCUCCGGGCAGCACCUCCAAACGCCCCGGCACCAGCAGCACCCGUCCCUCCACCCUAACUCCAAAAGAGACUAAACCAAAGGUCGCGGAUGCGAAGCCCGCGGAGAAGAGAACCUCCCUCUCCAAGCCUCCAUCCUCCACCACCGCCAGGACUCCCUCCAGGAGCUCCUCUGCCGCUCCGCGCACCACGGCGCCGUCGCCGGUGACGGCAGCGGCCGCCGCCAAAACCACGGUGGCCGCUGCUGCCAAGAGGCCGAAUUCCAUCAAGACGGACGCGAAGCCGGCAGAUGCCAAGAAAACCCCUGCAAAGUCUCCCACAGCAGACUCCAGCCGCCCCAAGAGCGCUGCCGGCAGUGCCGCCAAGACCGGCGCCAUUGCUCCUUCCACCAAGGCCAAAGCCACGGCCCCCAAGGCCGCCGCGGCCUCCACGGUGUCGGCGGACGCCAAGAGAGCCCCGGCCAAGGCCGCGGGCAGCAAAGGCGGCACCGGCACCGGCACCGGCACCGGCACCGGCACCGGCGCCCCCCGAGCGCCGCGCCCGGCCAGCGCCGCCGGGCCCGACCUCCGCAACGUGCGCUCCAAGAUCGGCUCCACCGACAACAUCAAGCACCAGCCCGGCGGGGGCAAGGGGAAAAUAGAGAAAAGGCCAGAGUCAGCCGCCGCCGCGCCCAGCUCUGAGCCCAGCGCGGGCACUAAAGUGGCUCCUAAAGUGGCAGCAAAAGAGGGGGUCCCCAAACAGCCCAAUGGGAAAGUCCAGAUAGUCUCCAAAAAAGCGAACUACAGCCAUGUUCAGUCCAAGUGUGGUUCCAAGGACAAUAUUAAGCAUGUCCCUGGAGGUGGGAAUGUGCAGAUCCAGAACAAGAAAGUCGACCUUUCCAAGGUGUCCUCCAAGUGUGGCUCUAAAGCAAAUAUCAAGCAUAAGCCAGGGGGAGGAGACGUCAAAAUCGAGAACCAGAAGCUGAACUUCAAGGAGAAGGCCCAGGCCAAAGUGGGAUCUCUGGACAACGUGGGACACUCGCCGGCCGGAGGAGCCGUCAAGGCGGAGGGCGGCGCGGAGCCGGAGAACGGAGCGGGGCCGGGCCCGGGCAGCGCGGAGCAAAGGGAAACGCAGAGCCUCGACACUCACAUCCAAGAAACGAGCAUCUAAUGAUGACAUUAUGGUAUCGUCUUCCAUUCCCCUCCUGUCCCUUGUCUCCUCCUCUCCCCGCGUGCCCUUGUCCCCUGCCCUU
Messenger RNA from Lonchura striata (white-rumped munia), 3390 nucleotides. Lineage: Eukaryota; Metazoa; Chordata; Aves; Passeriformes; Estrildidae. The record is from RefSeq and is a predicted model, not a curated record.